Dryobates pubescens (Downy woodpecker) is the source of this 1222-nucleotide messenger RNA. RefSeq names its product TBC1 domain family member 7 (gene TBC1D7). The record is from RefSeq and is a predicted model, not a curated record. The coding region runs from base 34 to 915 and encodes 293 amino acids. Gene Ontology annotation, biological process: negative regulation of TOR signaling; activation of GTPase activity. Gene Ontology annotation, molecular function: GTPase activator activity. Lineage: Eukaryota; Metazoa; Chordata; Aves; Piciformes; Picidae. The transcript has 8 exons.
CCUUGCUUCUGGCCACCGUGCCUGGAAUCAAUCAUGGCUGAUGACUCUCAGCGAAACUUCCGCUCCGUGUAUUAUGAAAAAGUGGGAUUUCGUGGAGUUGAAGAAAAGAAGUCACUGGAAAUUCUGUUAAAAGAUGACCGGUUGGAUAUUGAGAAGCUUUGCACAUUUAGUCAAAGGUUUCCUCUUCCAUCCAUGUAUCGUAUACUUGUGUGGAAAGUGCUUUUAGGAAUUAUUCCUCCUCAUCAUGAAUCUCAUGCUUUGGUGAUGAAGUACCGGAAGGAGCAGUACUGGGAUGUGCACCACGCUCUUCGUGUAAUUCGCUUUAUUAAUGACUCUACCCCUCAGGUAGAUGUUUUCCUCCGCAUACAUCAGCUGGAAUCAGGAAAACUGCCUCGAAACGUGGCUUUUCCAUUGGAACCCGAAGAUGAAAUUUUUCUUGCUAUUGCCAAAGCAAUGGAGGAAAUGGUGGAGGAUCCUAUAGAAUGCUAUUGGCUUGUCAGUUGCUUUGUGAACCAGCUGAACAGCAAGCACAAAGAUUCCUUACAACAGCUGCCAAAAAUUCUGGAGCAGUAUUUGAACAUUGAAGAUAACAGACUCCUGAUGCACUUGAAAGCAUGUACUGCAAUAAACAAACUCCCUUACGAUCUUUGGUUUAAAAAGUGUUUUGCAGGCUGUUUACCUGAGUCCAGUUUACAGAGAGUUUGGGACAAAGUUAUUAGUGGGUCCUGCAAGAUUCUUGUAUUUGUUGCUUUGGAGAUAUUAUUAACCUUUAAAAUGAAGAUAAUAGCACUGAAUACUGCAGAAAAGAUCACACAGUUUUUGGAAAAUAUUCCUCAAGAUAACACUGAUGCCAUUGUCAGCAAAGCUGUCGAUCUGUGGCACACACACUGUGGGACUCCAGCACACUCGGUCUGAGAACUUCCUUCACUUAGGACAGCUUGGGAAAAACCCAAACGACAUUUGAAAAGACAUUUGAUCACUGUUGCCCCACCCUGGUGUGAUCUUACUCAUUACCUCUUCUGUGUAACGAUGCUGUUAGAGCAGCUAAUACCACAGUGAUAGAUAUGUAACCUUUUUUCAAUAAAUACAGAUGGAAUGAAGAUACCUAGUGGCGGUGUGAUCAUGUCCAGCUGCAGUAUUCUGAUUGUACAGUGUGCUUUCUGGCUGUUGAGGAAGGAAAUCUAGCUCUUGAAGCAAGGUAAAUAUUCUUACUUAUCAUUUA